CCUCCUCCUCCUCCUCCUCCUCCUCCUCCUCCUCGUAGCCGUCCAUGCUGAGGUGGGCAACACUCGCCGGCCCUGCACGGCACCACAUCACCACAAUCAUCUAUAGCAUGACUCUCUCUUUGAUCAGGCAUCGUGAUCAUUUCCUAACUGCAGCGUCCGCGCUGCGCUCCCGCGCGGGCAGCGUUUCCAACGCUCUCCUGGACGGCCCGCCCUUCCUCGCAAAGCUCCCCACGGUGGUGCUGCUCCUGGCGGCCCUGGAGCUUCUGGGCGCGCUCCUGACGGACGCGCACUCGGGCGUGGGGCACGCCGAGGUGCUCCUGUUCCUCCUGGCCCUCGCCGCGCUGUGCGCGUCGCCCCCCCGCGCCACGCCGCCGCCGCGGGGGCGCCCGGCCGCCGCUAGCUGCCCCUCGCCGCUGGGCGACGCGGCGGGCGCGGCCCCC
Molecule: messenger RNA, 440 nt
Organism: Prorocentrum cordatum
Lineage: Eukaryota; Dinophyceae; Prorocentrales; Prorocentraceae
Source: the annotation of a GenBank genome assembly